Molecule: messenger RNA, 993 nt
Organism: Arabis nemorensis
Lineage: Eukaryota; Viridiplantae; Streptophyta; Magnoliopsida; Brassicales; Brassicaceae
Source: the annotation of a GenBank genome assembly
AUGAGUGAACGAAGAAAUGAGAUUUCCAGGCAUCAGCGGAUUGAGAGUUUUCGUGGUGAAGGGCCUAACUGGCUCUUAAUUGCAGGGGGUGCCUUGUUGAGCACUUUGUCCAUUCGCCUUGGGUACAAACUAAAGCAGUCAAUUGACUCGAAACCUCAUUCAAAUGGCACUGGUGGAAUUAAACCCAAUGGAACAUCUGACAGAGGAAGAUCUCUUGGAUGCUGCUUGCACUCUAAUGCGUCUUCCUAUACAAGGAAUAAUGAUUGUUGCUUCCACUGCACUCCCGGAACUGGGAAUGUGGAGGGAAAUCAUUAUACAAACGAGCAAAUGACGGAUCCCAGUACUUCACUGCCUCUUGUGACGGUUACUGCUCCAUCAUAUAGCAAAGAGAAUGGAGUCAUGUGGACAUCUUCUCCUGAUCAUCUGGAAGUGCCCAUGAAACCAUACAAUCACCAUUCAACCUGCUCAGAUUCUCCAUGUGUAUCUGAAUCCGGAUCAGACAUCUUCAGCAAGCGAGAAGUAAUACAGAAACUGAGGCAACAGCUAAAGAGACGCGAUGACAUGAUACUUGAAAUGCAGGAACAGAUUCAAGAGUUGCGAAACUCGCUUGGCGGGCAGAUGGCACACUCUAGCCAUCUCCAAACACAGCUAGACACAACAAACAGGGAUCUGUUUGAAUCAGAAAGAGAAGUGCAGAGAUUAAGAAAGGCAAUCGCUGAUCACUGCAUGGGACACGGAGGUAGCAACGGUUGGAGCGGCGGUGGUGAUGUGAACGGGUUUAUGGACAGCGAAAGCAACUAUGAGACAACCGAAAAAGGAUUAAGGGAUGGAGAAAGAAUAGAGAUGUUGAGAAAGGAAGUGGGUGAGCUUAAAGAGGUGAUAGAUGGGAAAGAGUAUCUGAUUAGGAGCUAUAAAGAGCAAAAAACAGAGCUUUCGCAGAAGAUCAAAGAGUUGCAGCAGAGAUUGGAUUCACAGCUCCCAAACAUUUUGUAG